AGGAUAUCGACGACAUAUGAUUGUCUCGAUACUCCAAAAACUGUGAGCAGUUAUGUCUGCCAUCAAAGGGCCAGUACAUCCUCCCCUAUUAAAGAAGUGAAGCUUGAGCGGAGCUUUUGAGCGGAUUGUUCGGCAGUUGUGGUCGAGCAGCAUCUGGUAUGGUAUUGUCCCUCACGGAUGUCCUCGGUAUCCUAGAUGUCUUCGGUGUCCUCGGUGUUCAUCUCAGCACUGCGCAUGCUCUGUGCUGCGGUGAAAACAAUGAGCCUUGCGCAGGAUGCUUCUUAUGUGGAAGCCAGUCUCAAUGCAGCGCAUGUUACAGCCCACCACGUCUCUCCACGCUCGCUGCCGCGCCGCCCGACAUAGCACGUGGCAAUCGUCAGAACACAUGUAACCCCAGCAUCGAAGCGGUACAUCUCUGUCUUCAUGGCCACUGUGCCACACUACGCGAGCGCGCAGCCGUUCCCUCAUGACUCAGCUCCCCCGUACAAACCACGGCCCCGGAACAGCACCAUAUCCCAGCAUCCUAUUGAUCGGAUGCAUAUCACCGUGUCGAGCUUGUUUUCGAGCCACGCCGCGGACCACGUUGCGGAUCACGAGCGGAGCGAUGCGGCGCG
Didymella exigua CBS 183.55 is the source of this 614-nucleotide messenger RNA. RefSeq lists its product as uncharacterized. NCBI's taxonomy places the organism in Eukaryota, Fungi, Ascomycota, Dothideomycetes, Pleosporales, Didymellaceae. The transcript has a single exon. The coding region runs from base 159 to 470 and encodes 103 amino acids. The record is from RefSeq and is a predicted model, not a curated record.